Ostrea edulis (European flat oyster) is the source of this 1387-nucleotide messenger RNA. RefSeq names its product papilin-like. Bases 74 to 1387 code for a protein of 437 amino acids. Lineage: Eukaryota; Metazoa; Mollusca; Bivalvia; Ostreida; Ostreidae. Gene Ontology annotation, biological process: negative regulation of peptidase activity. Gene Ontology annotation, molecular function: protein binding; serine-type endopeptidase inhibitor activity. The transcript has 11 exons. The record is from RefSeq and is a predicted model, not a curated record. Gene Ontology annotation, cellular component: extracellular region.
CCUGUAUAUAAACACGGUACUCUCACAAUAUUAACACACAUUGUAAGUUUCGUUCAAUCAGUUAUCAUCGACAAUGCUUGGGAAAGUCAUCGUCCUGUUUUUCGUUGCGAGCGCAUGCGCACAGUAUGAUCCGCCACGCCCCCGCCCUCCCUCCCAGGAGAAACCCGGAAGCUGUCCGAAGUCCGAUAUCAUCACAACCUGUGAUUGUGAUCGAAGGAAUAUACAGUGUAAUGUAGAUGGAGAAUGCCCAGGAGAUCAGAAAUGCUGUUCUUACGGAUGUGGCUGUAGAACGAGAUGUGUAUCCCCAGAGAAGAAACGGGUCUGUACAUAUAACGGCAAGGUGUACACACCUGGACAGAGCUUCCCCUCCACUGACGGGUGUAACACGUGCACGUGCAGAUCUAAUGGACAUGUCACGUGUACUCGCAUGACCUGUAAUGAACCGCCCGUAUUGGACGUCUGCUCACAACCACAAGUAACCGGUCCAUGCAGAGCAUCCGUCCGUAGAUGGUGGUACAACAGCAAGACUAAUCGCUGUGAAAAAUUCACCUACGGCGGAUGUCAGGGAAACGAAAAUAAUUUCGAGACGAGGUGGGCGUGUCGCGGACGCUGUCAGCGGAACUCAUUUUCGUUCAAUCAGUUAUCGUCGACAAUGCUUGGGAAAAUCAUCGUCCUGUUCUUCGUUGCGAGCGCAUGCGCGCAGUAUGAUCCGCCACGCCCCCACCCUCCAUCCCUGGAGAAACCUGGAAGCUGUCCGAAGUCCGAUAUCAUCACAACCUGUGAAUGUGAUCCAAGGAAUAUAAAAUGCAAUGGAGAUGGAGAAUGCCCAGGAGACCAGAAAUGCUGUUCUUACGGGUGUGGCUGUAGAAGGAGAUGUGUAGCACCAGAGGGAACGUUAACACGGGUCUGUAAAUAUAACGGCAAGCUGUACAAGCCUGGACAAGGUUUCCCCUCCAGCGAUGGAUGUAACAGGUGCACGUGCGGAUCUAAUGGAUUUGUCAGUUGUACUAAAAGGGCCUGUAUUAAACCGCCCGUAUUGGACGUCUGCUCACAACCAAAAGUAACCGGUCCAUGCAGAGCAGCCUUCCGUAGAUGGUGGUACAACAGCAAGACCAAUCGCUGUGAAAAAUUCACCUACGGCGGAUGCAGGGGGAACAAAAAUAAUUUCAAGACGGAGUGGGCGUGUCGCGGACGCUGUCAGAGGAGAUCAUGUGAGUACAUCAGAAUAUCCCUGGUCGUCCUGUUCGACGCCCCAUUGACCUCUUCGUAUAAUACAGAGAACCACAGAGAUGCCACGAUCCAAAACGCCACACAGAGAACCACAGAGACGCCACGAUCCAAAAACGCCACAAAAAUGUGGUGCACUAAUCCAGAAGCAUUGUGUUAA